GUCAAAAGCAACGCAACGCAACCUCACAAGAAUUGAGGAACCACACUCGUGAGUUUGUCGCAACUCUUCCUCGAUGCCCAAAAAACGCACGUCCAACUAUUACACAAAACCGCCAUCAACAGUUCACCCCUCACUCGGUUCUGGAGUCGCAGGACCUUCGAGUUCAAGUCGUAUGUCUUUACCGAUAAUAGUAUUCUUUGAAUGCUUGCAUGCCACGAAAAACCAGCAACUAACCUUCGAUUUCAUCAUUCCACAGACAACGAUGUACAAUCCGUCAAUGAUCUCAUAGCCUCUGCUCGAAGAACCCAUAUCACAUCAUCUAACUACGCCCAUCUCCCUCCAACAUUCUCCUCGCAAACUCUCCCUCCCCAAACCCGACAACUCCUUUCACAGCCAGAAACGCCACCUCCGCGACCACGACAUAGACAACCCGUUCGCCUUGGUAGAAAUGGCAGACCAAUUGCCGGACCUGCGCCACCUCGCAGCUGGCUCCUUGAAGGAUCCAGAUAUGCUGAACCCGAGUCCGAGCUGAGAAAACGACAGCCUGAACGUUUAUACCCAACAUCAAUAGACCAUUUCCCCGGGUUGCCAGAAACAAAACGGGGUCGCAGACUACAGGACAUGUGUUUGCGGACCAUGGCGAGAAACUGGGAGUUUGUCAAGGAGUAUGAGAGGAAUAAUCUUGCAGUUAUACCAACCUCACAUAGGAUGCUCCUGCUGAGCUGCAUUGCUCUCUACGGCCCAGAAGAAGGAGUUGGAUACGACGGAUUAUCGAGUUUGGCAAUUCUUCCCAGUACCGGCGGCGAAGCUGCAGAUGAGACGUAUGAAGAAGUAGGAUUUAAUCCCGGAAUAAAUAAUGAAAUAUUUCAUCGCCUCGAUCUUUCCGGAUCGAUUGGCAGAUCUCUGACUUUUAAACAAUUAAUAGAGUUGGUUGAAAUACCAACAGAACCUCAGGAAGAGUCUGAGGAACAGUUAUCUUGGGAAGACACAAUUGCACGCCCACUUAGUGCAGUGAUCCCUCACUUGACGCACCUUUCACUCUCUCAUCCACCCCGGACGGUUUCAUGGGCCAAACUUCUUGGACUAGCAAAACACAUCCCCGCCCUGACACACCUAUCACUUGCAUACUGGCCCGUACCAACCCUAACCCCCAAUUCCCAAACCGUCAAAGUAUCUUCGAAGUAUACCCGAGAUAUCCAGUAUGGCGCGACGAACAUGUACUCCCACACCAUCGACGAUAACUACCAGGAAGCUGUUGACAUUCUUCGAAGACUCGCCAGAACACUCUACAGCAUCGAAUUCUUGGAUCUAAGCGGUUGUACCGACUGGCUUCGCGCCCUGACAUGGCAUGACGGCAGCGAAAAGGGUCCUGGACUCGAAUGGUGCAAUCUCUGGGUCAAAUUAUCAACACUCCGUCUCUACUCCGGCGUCUUAUUGACCCCCUCCAGCACCAAUAGCGAAGUAGCAUAUUUCAUCAAAGCUUGUAAGCUCCAACUAGAGGUUCAGGAUACGUUAAAUUGGUGGGCGCAUCCCUUUUCCGUGCGGAGGCGAAAGAUCUAUACCCGUGUUGAAAUCGAUGAUCCGAGUUGUUACGACGGCCUCUGGUUUGGGAAGUUGGAUGAGGAGUCUAAAAAGAUCCAUCGGGACUUGAUUUGGUUUAGGGAGAGGGAGAAGAUGGAAGCUCCGGAACAUAUUGUUAUGGGGGCGAUGGAAUCUCAGGAACAUACCCUGGUUAUAUGGGAUUAAGCAUUAAGGAUUAACCCCUUUCUUUUCGAGC
Hymenoscyphus albidus is the source of this 1777-nucleotide messenger RNA. The record is from the annotation of a GenBank genome assembly. Lineage: Eukaryota; Fungi; Ascomycota; Leotiomycetes; Helotiales; Helotiaceae.